CCUGUCUACACUGUUCCUAGUUCACCAUCCCUUUUUGUUUUCUUUCUGCCCAAGAGGACAUUGCCAUCAAAAGGGAACCGCAGCAAAAUGUUUUCCCUGAAAGGAGCAGCCCUGCUGCUCCUGAUUGUCCUGAUUCAAGUCGCCCUUUGCGCUGAGGACUACUACAAGGUUCUGGGAAUAGACAGACGAGCCUCAGACAAGCAAAUCAAAUCUGCGUACCGACAACUCUCCAAGAAAUUCCACCCAGAUAAGAAUCCAGGCGAUGAUACGGCCAAGGAGAAAUUCGUCGAGGUCUCCGAGGCGUACGAGGCGCUCUCGGACCCAGAAUCGCGCAAGAUCUACGACCAGUACGGCCAUGAAGGCUUGAAACAGCGGCAGCAGGGCGGCGGCGGCGGACACCACGACCCCUUCGACCUGUUCAGCCGGUUCUUUGGCGGGGGCGGGCACUUUGGCGGGCACGGGGUGCGCAGGGGCCCCAACGUGGAGGUCAAGAUCGGCGUGUCGCUGCGCGACUUCUACAACGGGCGGACGACCGAGUUCCAGUGGGAGAAGCAGCAGCUCUGCGAGGAGUGCGACGGCACGGGCUCGGCAGACGGGGUGGUCGAGACGUGCGGGCACUGCGGGGGCCACGGCGUGCGCAUCACCAAGCACCAGCUGGCGCCGGGCAUGUUCCAGCAGAUCCAGACGCAGUGCGACCAGUGCGGCGGGCGCGGCAAGAUCAUCAAGCACAAGUGUCCCGUGUGCGGCGGGCAGCGGGUUGUGCGGCGGGCGACCACGGUGCCGCUCAACAUCGAGAGGGGUGCCGCGCGGGACGCCAAGCUGGUGUACGAGAACGAGGCAGACGCCAGCCCGGACUACGAGGCGGGCGACCUGAUCGUCACGCUGACGGAGAAGGAACCCGACCUGGAGCAGGACAACCCGGACCGGGUGGACGGCGUGUUCUUCCGGCGCAAAGGGGACGACCUGUUCUGGCGGGAGCUGAUCAGCCUGCGGGAGGCGUGGAUGGGCGACUGGGAGCGCAACAUCACGCACCUGGACGGGCACGUCGUGAAGCUCGGCCGCGCGAGGGGCGAGGUCGUCCAGCCGGGCCACGUCGAGAGGGUGCAGGGCGAGGGCAUGCCCAAAUGGCACGAGGACGGCGACAGUGUGUACCACAAGACCGAGUUUGGCAACCUGUACGUCGAGUACGUGGUUGUGCUGCCCGACCAGAUGGACAGCGCCAUGGAGAACGAGUUCUGGUCCGUCUGGGAGAAGUGGAGGAAGAAGGUCGGUGUGGACCUGCAUGCGGACAGCGGCAGGCCCGACAAGGUCGAGGUACAGGAACAGCACGAGCACCAGCACGAGGAGUUAUAGAGCAUAGACGGGGAAAUAAUCUGGAGAAAUUAGAGGAUCUCUCUUUAUCAGAAUAAAGAAAUAAAAUAAAACGUUCACGU
This is a messenger RNA of Cryphonectria parasitica EP155, 1433 nucleotides long. RefSeq names its product DnaJ-domain-containing protein. NCBI's taxonomy places the organism in Eukaryota, Fungi, Ascomycota, Sordariomycetes, Diaporthales, Cryphonectriaceae. The transcript is spliced from 3 exons. Gene Ontology annotation, molecular function: Hsp70 protein binding. Gene Ontology annotation, cellular component: cytoplasm. Gene Ontology annotation, biological process: protein refolding. The record is from RefSeq and is a predicted model, not a curated record. Bases 88 to 1353 code for a protein of 421 amino acids.